GGUUACAAGAAAUCAGACACACUCUACGAGGGCCUUUGCUCACUUGCUCACCUCUUCUACUCUAUGGCCGACUACACUGUACUGCACCAGUCACCAGAUUCCCCUCGCUCUCUCUCCUUUCUCUUCUCUCUCUGUUUUUCCUUUUCACAUUUUCUUCACCUUUGUCCAUUCGUUCAGAGGACCCUCCACCAGUAAAAGCCCUCUGAGACGCGCAGUUUCUAUUUUUCCUUUAUUUUUUUUCUUAAUUUCUGUGUGUAUAUGUGUGGAGGAGUGAGCCUUUGGCAUUCAUUGCAUUCAAGCAGUUGGGGUUUGAAGUUUUCCGUUAAUGGCUUCUCUUUGAUGACCCCCAACCACUCCAACACGUUGCCGCUGCUGCAGCUGCUCUCUUCCUUCCUUUCCUUUCCUUUCCUUGUAAGAAAACAACUACUCCUCUCCUUCUCUGACACCUCUCUGCGCUUUUUACUCUCAGCGAUUUUCCCCCACUGGGUUUUUCAUUUACUGCAAAACCCACAUUUUCUUUUGGGUUUUGGGGUUUGAAGGGAGGGUUUUUCUCCGUUUAUUCACAGAUUUAUUGAAAAGUUGAGCUCUUUGUGCUUCCGGUGUAAUGGGUUCUCUUUCCUUUUAAAAGGUCUUGUUUGGUUGCUGAGAAAAUGAGCGUUGUUUCGUUGCUGAGAAAAUGAGCGUUCUUUCGUGAACUGGGUCCCCAUAUUUUCCGUCAAAAAUGGGUGCUACCAACUCUAAAAUCGAGAAGGACGAAGCUCUGCGGCUGUGCAGAGAGCGUAAGAGAUUCAUCAAGCAAGCAAUCGAUUCGAGGUAUGCUUUAGCAGCUUCUCAUGUAUCUUACACCAACUCUCUUAGAAACAUUGGCAUUGCCCUCCGCCGUUACGCCGAGGCUGAGGUGUUGAUAGAGUCGUCCCUCUCCACCUCAGACAAGACCCCUUCGCACUCCUCCUACCCCUCUCCCUCGCCUUCGCCUUUGGCCGACGCUUCGGACUCGCCUAUGCGCAAUGAGAGGCUGGUUUUGCCUCCUGCGGUGAGGUUGAGCUAUAUGAGGUCAGGGGGUGGUGCAGCUGUGACUGUAAGGUUCAAUCCGGUUAGCAGUAGUUAUGUGGAUGAGGAUAUUUCAUUGCCGCCGCCUCCUCCUCCUCUGCCGGAUGAAGAUUCGUCUUGGGAUUAUUUUGAUCCUGUUGAUGAGAGUGAGAGCUUUAGGUUUGUGGGAAAUAGUGGAGUGGAUGUGAAUUUUGAUGAUAUCAAAGGGUGGAGACAGGGGAGGAGUGAAGAAGCUAGUCAUGGUGUGGAGGAGAGGGGUAGAUGGGCAAAGGUUGGAAUAGAUGGAGGUAAUGAACAUUAUGAAGUUUCUGGUAAUUCAGUGAAUCGAAACGAUAGUAGUGUAGAUGGUAAUGCGAAUUCGCUAAACUCGGGAGUUGAUGGGUCUCUGCAAACAGGCAAUGGUGAAGGGAGACAGUCAGUUGAGGGACGUAAUGCCAAUGGCGGAGCUAGAAGUUUGACAGGCAAAGUUGGAGUUGAACAGUCUGGACCUUCUGGUUCAAAGAGGGAGAAGGACUUUUGUGCAGAAAGAGAGGACCCUUCAGAGUUUAUUACUCACAGAGCUAAAGAUUUUCUUUCGAGCAUAAAGGAUAUCGAGAACCGCUUUUUUAGAGCUGCAGAAUCAGGAAAAGAGGUCUCCAGGAUGCUUGAGUCAAACAAAAUAAGGGUUGGGUAUUCGGAGGCGAAAGGCACAUCAUCUGCUUCGGCUUUUUUCGUGGCUUUCCAGCUCGUUUUCUGCCCUGGAAAGACUGUACUUGUUUCUCAUGAUGCUGCUCAACAUGGAACAAAAAUUAUUACUUGGAAGCGCUCAACAUCUUCGAGGUCAUCCUCAUCAAGGAAUCCUCUUGCCACAGCAUCAAAAGAUGAUGCCGACGACAGUGGCAGUGAUUUUAUUGAAGAGUUUUGCAUGAUUGCCGGAAGUCAUUCCUCCACUCUGGAGAGACUAUAUGCCUGGGAAAGAAAACUCUAUGACGAAGUAAAGGCAAGUGAAUCUAUCAGGAAGGUGUAUGACCGGAAGUGUGAUCAACUUAGGAAUCAAUUUGCAAAGGAUUGUAGCAGUCAAGUUAUUGAUAAAACCCGGGCGAUAGUGAAGGAUCUACAUUCACGAAUAAGAGUGGCAAUACAUGCUGUUGAUUCAAUAUCAAAGCGGAUUGAGAAAAUGAGAGAUGAAGAAUUGUAUCCACAACUCUUGGAACUUACUCAGGGAUUGAUGGGAAUGUGGAAGGCCAUGCUUGAAUGCCAUCAUGCGCAAUAUAUAACCAUCUCACUGGCAUAUCAUUCAAAGAGCUCAACACCUUCCCAAGGAGAUUCCCGUAGGCAGAUAAUGGCUCAACUUUUGGAUGAGAUUGAAUGUUUCGGCCUAAGCUUUGCAAAUUGGAUCAACAGCCAUACGUCAUAUGUGGAAGCUCUCAAUGGUUGGCUGCAAAACUGCAUCAUGCAACCACGGGAGCGUACCAAAAGCAGAAGGCCAUUUUCCCCCCGUCGAGCUGUAGCCCCACCUAUAUUUGUUCUCUUUCGAGAUUGGGCAGCUGGGAUCAGAGCACUGCCUUCUAACGAACUUACUGAUGCAAUCAGAACCUUCUUAUCAGAUCUGCGUCAUUUGAUGGAAAAACAAGCAGUCACACAGAAAAACCAGGGGACAGCUGAAUCAGCUGAUGCAAACAACGGAGAAGCAGAGAACAAAGCAGAAAACAGUGAAGAAUCAUCUCCAAACUUGAGUUGCAUGCAUGCAAGCUUGGCAAGGGUUCUCGAGAGACUCACUAAAUUUUCGGAGGCAUCACUGAAGAUGUAUGAAGAUAUCAGAUACAAAAGUGAAGUAGCUCGAAUUGCAUAUCUCAACGGCAGGCCUGUUAGAUACUGAGUUUAUGUAAUUAUAAACAUAUAAUAAUCUCUUGAAUUUGUGACCGGAUACAGGUUUGUAAAGUUGAAUUGUUGCAAAUAGCUUUGGGGAGGAAAAAGUACCAAGUUUUUGGGCA
Pyrus x bretschneideri (Chinese white pear) is the source of this 3023-nucleotide messenger RNA. RefSeq names its product protein ALTERED PHOSPHATE STARVATION RESPONSE 1. The transcript has 5 exons. The record is from RefSeq and is a predicted model, not a curated record. NCBI's taxonomy places the organism in Eukaryota, Viridiplantae, Streptophyta, Magnoliopsida, Rosales, Rosaceae. Bases 722 to 2908 code for a protein of 728 amino acids.